Molecule: messenger RNA, 840 nt
Organism: Opisthorchis viverrini
Lineage: Eukaryota; Metazoa; Platyhelminthes; Trematoda; Opisthorchiida; Opisthorchiidae
Exons: 2
Coding region: 1-840 (279 amino acids)
Biological process (GO): tumor necrosis factor-mediated signaling pathway; positive regulation of JNK cascade; regulation of canonical NF-kappaB signal transduction
Cellular component (GO): plasma membrane signaling receptor complex
Source: RefSeq, a predicted model, not a curated record
AUGGGAAUACCAUUGGAACGAUUUCUGGGUCAUGUUGACGAUAGCUUUCUUUGUAGUAUCUGUCAGGGUGUGUUUAUUUCUCCCGUGGUAACUGACUGUGGUCAUACGUUUUGUGCGAAGUGUUUAGAGGGUUGGAUAUCAGCUAGUUGCCCAAUGCCGGAAUCUUCAUGUCCGGAGAAUAAUUACUGCCAACGUCUAAGUCUACGGUGUCCAACUUGUCGGCAUAAGCUUCCGCAGAUCGGAGACAAGGAAUACGACGAAAAAUCGAUAAUAAAUGUCGUUUCCAGACCCGUCCUGGCGCUACGAAAUUUCAUUAAUGGUCUUCUAACUCAUUGUGAACAUUCCUCACGAGGGUGCACAUUCGUGGGUCCGGUUGAAGUAAUGCACUCUGGUCAACACCACGUAAAUUGUGCCUAUGCUCCAGUAGACUGUGCAGGCUGUGGACAUACUGUCAAUCAGAUGGAACUGGCCGAACACCAGCUACAUUGUUUUGGGAUAAAAGCGGAGCUGUCUGAUUUGAGAGAUGAUGACUUCCCUUCUAACUUACAAGGAAAAACUCAUGUAACAACACAAACGGAGGAACGUGAUACUCCUUCAGCGUGUUCGAAAAAUCCAACGCCACUAUCAAAGGGCACGCAGACAUCAAGAAAUCGAGCUCGUUCCCACAGUCCAUCCAAAUCCUACAAAGUGGAAGAUGACAGUGAAAACAUUAGCCUAUAUAUGCUGAGACUCAGUUUGAUCAAACUUGUCUGUGCACUUGAGAUUGAACUGAACACUGCUCAAGCAGAAUUGCAUCUGAAGAAGGUUUUGAGAAGUACAACUCAAGAUCGGGGGUUAUAA